Labeo rohita (rohu) is the source of this 5681-nucleotide messenger RNA. Its product is annotated as nuclear pore membrane glycoprotein 210-like. The record is from RefSeq and is a predicted model, not a curated record. Gene Ontology annotation, cellular component: nuclear pore. NCBI's taxonomy places the organism in Eukaryota, Metazoa, Chordata, Actinopteri, Cypriniformes, Cyprinidae.
GAGCAGUUUGGGGAAUUUUGCUAAUGAGCUCAUUGAUUACACUCAGUAAGUCGACUAAACUGAACGUUCCCAAACUGCUGUUACCUCUCAGCACUCAUGUGCCUGUGAACAUCACACUGACAGCACAGAGAGGAUGCUACAAAUGGGUGUCCUCUAAGCCUGAGACUGUCAGGGUGUAUCCGCUCUCCACACUCAGCCCUCCGGCUCUGCUGCCCCUCUCCUCUUGCAGUCAGCAGUGCUUGGUGUCAGCUCUGUCCUCCCCCCAGGCUGUCCCUCUCCGUACUGUGGUCCAGGCACAAGACCCUGUGACAGGUCACAUUCUGCGCUGUGAUGUCAUCAUUAAUCGCAUUGAAAGGAUUCAGAUUGUCACAACCGUUCGACAGCUUUUUACCGACGACCCUCCUCUGCAGUUGUCAGUCCGGGCGUUUGACUCAGAAGGAAAUACUUUUAGCUGUCUGGCUGGCUUGAAAUUUAAUUGGCGGCUGGUAAAGGAGUCUGAUGCAAUACAGGCAGUGAGGUUUGUGCGUCACCAUGAUGCAGGGUAUGCUCCCCCACCUCAUAUCCUGUCUCUAGAGAGUGCUGGUCAGUGGGGGGAGAGUGUCCUUCUUUAUGGGAUUCACAGUGGCUCAGCACUUAUAAAAGUGUAUUUUCAACACCCUGAAUUUGAGCAUGUAGAAGCAGCUAGUGUGACUUUAUUUGUGAUAGACAGACUGCACCUGAGUCCAGCUGGAGACACAUACCUGCUACAGGGAUCCACCAUCAGAUACACUCUUUGGAAAACAGAACAAGAAGGAGAGACUGAGGUCACCUUGUCGGAGGAGGGAUACAGUCUGGUUGUGGACGGAUACAAGGGCAUCAUCUCUUUUCAGCAGGAAACAGCUACUGUCACGGCCCUCGAGCCGGGUCAUGCGACACUGUCGGUUACACACAACAAUCUGCCUUCUGAAAUAACAUCCCAACUCCUGCGUACUUCUGUAUACGUGGUAAAACCCAGCUACAUGACGUUCAGUAUUAAGGAGGAAGAGGACAGAUGGGUGUUGGAGACGGGGCGGCAGUAUUAUUUGACUGUUCGUAUCCAUGACGACAAGGGCCAUGUGGUGCACCUGUCACAGAAUGUGGUGAUUGUUGUGGAGGAGACUGAGGGGUUAGUGACACUCGAGUCUUUGUCUGAUCCCACCUGCCAUCUCCUGCAGACCAUCAUGAAAGGAAAGACUUUAAUACAGGCCUCACUUUAUAGCAUUGUCUCUGAGAAUGGUAACUAUUGGCCUGUCAUUCCACCAAUCCGAGUACGACAGGAAAUGGAAAUCUACAAUCCUCUUACCCUUCAGCCCCCUGUGAUUGUGUUUCCAUGGCAACCCCACAAUAAGCUAUACCAGCACAAUAUUCAGGUGGAAGGAGGAAGUGGCUUUGUAUCUUGGGAAGUGUCUGAUAGAGAAAUUGCCACAGUUACAGUAAAAGGGGUGGUCACAGCAGGAACGGCGAGGGGCCAGGCUGAAAUUCAAGUUUCAGAUUCCAAAAACGCCCUGCACAAAGUUGUCGGGAAGGUGAUGGUUGUAAGGCCUGCCCGGUUGCAGCUGAUUCCCCAGCGAGGCGAUUGUCGCGUGGGGGACCGGAUAGAGAUUCCCAUUGCUCUCUGGGGCAUUCAGGACUCAUCAAACACUUGCUCUCAGACAAAUUAUGUCUUUAAUACACAUUCAGACACUCACAGGAGCAUCAGUGCAAGUUCUCAGGAAAACGUGUUCUCCGAUACACACAGUCUUCAAUGCGGAGAGUCUCUACUGGAGGAUAGAAAUCUUGUGUUAGUCACAGACUGCUCUCAGCUCUCUCUACACGUCCACAGUGAACCUGCCGGCAUCUUCGCACACAUGUCAGGAUCUCCGUCUCCAGGACCUGGAUUCUGUGGAGGGGUCCGUAUGGAGGCUGUUUCACAGGGUCACGCUGUUGUUACCAUCACAGUAGAAACAGAGGGAUGCAGCAUCAGCGAGACGACAACACUGGUGGCCUACAGCCCUCUCAAAUCUCUUGUGUCUGAGGUUCUUCUCUCGGUGGGCUCAUCUCGUGUGGUUAUGUUCGAGGGGGGGCCUCGGCCCUGGCCCCCGGCUCCCUUCCGUUUCUUUAGUGACGUCGAGGUACAGCCGGAGAGGGGUGUUACCGUGGAGGCAUUGAGGACGAUCGAAGCAGGGCCACCUCGACAUGCGUAUCGGGUCACAUGCACCGCCAUGGGAGAACAGUGGUUGGUCUUCAGGUGUGGUAAUACUCCAGGUCCGUUAAACGAGAUUCCCGCAGUGGAGGAGAGCAGAGUUCAGGUGGUGUGUGGCGUCCCCGCAAGUCUGUCUCUCUCUCUUCUCUCCUCCCCGUCCUCACCUUCAUCCAUCCCUGUGUUCUCCCAUCACUAUUCCUGCACACAGCCUCACUUCCCCUGUGGACUGUUGUCUGUGUCCAAAAUGAGGGAUGCAACGUUGCAGUUAUCUGUGUUGGACCGAAAGGGGGUGCAGUUUGACAAUUUCACUUCCUGUUCAGUAAACUGGACCUCUUCUGACCCUGGUCUGCUCUCAUUGUGCCCCCAGUCCACAAUGAAAGACAGACUAACCCAGACAGGCUACAAACUACACGCCUGGCAGGUUCUUCAAGCCCACAGACAGACUGGAAUAGUGACUGUCAAUGUCACUCUUAGAUGUCCAGAGAUGUUGACAGCUCCAGUGUCUCAGUGUGUGAAUCUGCGAUUGGUAGAUGACGUACAGUGGGCCAGACACUCUGUCACUUUAUUCAACCAUCCAAAAGUCACAGAAAAUCUGUCCUUGAUCCAUGGCUCAGGUCAUUUUCAAAUCCAUCUACAAGACAACCAGUUAGCCAGCAUCAACCAUGUAGAGAACGGGAAUAUAAUACAGGUGUCCCCACUUCAAUCUGGUUCUUCAGUUCUUUUGGCUCAUGACCUCUGUUUGACCUCUGAUCCUGCUGUGGCCUCUUUGCUUGUCUCUGACAUCAAAGAUUUCCGGAUUGACUUUAUUAAUACCAUUGAGGUCAGACAUUCUGCUGUAGUGCAAGUGCAUGUUUUGGACUCAAAGAAUCAACCAUUUCUUCAUCAUUACCUGUUGCUCAUGAACCUCAUGCUCAUCCCUUCUUCAUCUAUCAUUUCUGUGGAGAACGUGGGGUCAGUGGACAAGUACAGUGUGGGAUUCAGUGUGACUGGCCUGAAAGUGGGCGUGGUCAGUUUCCACCUAUCAGCAGUGGAUGGUCAUGGAUGUGUUAUAAGCUCCUCCCACAAGAAUAUGCAAGUUUAUUCUCCAUUCAUUUUGCAGCCAUGUAAACUAACUCUGGCAGUUGGAAGUGUGCGACAGGUGAAAUGGGAAGGUGGGCCUCAGCCUCAGUACGCCGUCAAGUUCUCAGUGAGUGACAGCUCUAUCGCCGUAGUAACUGAGACAGGAUUGGUCAGAGGCUUGACAGUGGGUGUGGUCAAACUCAGAGGAGCUCUUCAGACACAAAAUACAGAAGCAUUUCUUACCUUUUUACAGGAUGAAGUGGAGGUGGAGGUGUUUAACCUGACAGCAGUGAGGAUACAGGCUCCUUUAGUGACUCUAUCCAUAGGAACAGAGAUGCCAGUUUAUGUGAUGGGGAGUGACAGCAGUCAGAACCCUCUAUCUCUGGGUAGUGUCGAGGUUGGCCUCAGUUUCCACUGGAGUCUAAGCAAAGCGGGUGUCCUGGAGAUCAAACCAAGACAUGCACGGGUGGGUGUUAGUGUGUCUCCCUCUCACAGUUUCUCUGUGCUGGUGAGGGCCAGAGCUCCAGGCAGGACCAGUCUGAAAGUGCGUGUGCGGCUCCAACAGAUAGACACCAGCAACACGUCACUCUCUGAUCAUCUCACUGACGAGAUACAGAUACUGGUGUUUGAAGAGAUGCAGUUAACAGCAGGAAGCUCAGGAUCCAUCCUCAUGUCCCCUCUCUCUCAGUACCCCCUGCAGAGCAAUAAAGACUCAGUCCAUUACACCCUUAGCCGGUGUGUCUCAGGCAAAGGGCUUGUUACUCUUGAUGAUCAAGGGGUGUUGAGGACAGGGCCUGAUACAGGCCUUGCUAUUUUGGAGGUUUAUGCCAUGGAUGUUUGUGGUAUCAACCAAACACUGCUGAUCAGUGUGGAGGUGUCAACGGUUUGGUUUGUACGUACUUUGAGUGUGUCAUCCGUGAACAGUGACAGUGAGAAAGCACUUCCUGCCUUCCCUCUGGGCUGGAGUGUCCGUUUCAGGACUCUAUACUAUGAUAACAUGGGACAACAGUUUCACUCUCAUAAUGUACAAACAAUGAUCACAGCUAACAGAGAUGACCUCGUACAACUGAUAGUUGACAAAGACAGUCAGUCAUUUCUAGUGCAAACGGCAUCACCCGGUCUAACUGUUUUGAGGGUGCAAGGAGACACUACAAACCCAUUUCUCAGCGAUUACACCCCUCUGUUUGUGAUGCCUGCCAUCUCAGAGCCCCCAGGAUUCCUGCGCUCUGGGGAUGUCAUCUGCUUCAGCUCUCCCAUCACAGACCAGCAGGGUCAGCGAGGCAGAUGGGAUGUGUCAUCAAACAAAAUCCUUCAAAUUAACUCUGAGACUGGAGUAGCAUUUGCCAAGAAUUUUGGGACGGUGGUGGUUUACUACAAGCUAGAAGGGGGACAGCAAACCUUCAGAGAGGUAACAGUGGAGCCUGCGUCUAUUCCUGUACUCAUUCUCCCUGCUGAUAGGCUUCUCACUAACUGGCCUGAAGCUUCAGAAUACACCGUCAGAGUGGAUCUGAACACCUCUGCUGUCAGCACAGCUCAAUGCAAUCUAGACCAGUGGGAAGCCAUAGAGAAUGAACUACAUCCUGAGGCAGAGCUACUGUGUUCUCUAAACUUUGGUGCCCCCUAUCCAGAGAUGAGAGUACUGCAGGCUAUCUUUCAUGCAUCACCAUUCUACGAUGCAAACACUGCUCAGUACAGUUGCAGGAUCUCUGUGCAGCCCCAGUCAGACUCUAUCCUCCAUCUCCUGUCCACUCUGCCUCUCUCCAUCCAUCUGUCUGCCUGUCUGCGGACUCAAUCAACCCCAGCUGCCCUGUCGCUUCCUCAGUCACCCCCUUCUUUUCAGUCUUCCCUUCAGCUCCCGUAUGUGCCAGCGUUCCAUUGUCCUGUCACCAAGAUCAAACUUUCCUCUCAGCAGCCUGUGGCUGAAAUCACAGUGUUUGGCACCACGAACAUGCUCAGCACACUGAGGGUUCAAUCAGACACCCCAGACAUUGUGUUAUCUGAUCCAGUACGGUCAGAUGAAGAUCCCACACUCAUCCUUAUUUCAGUCUAUUCAACCUCACAUUUCCUGGAUCAGGUACCGUCCGCUGCAAGCAUUACCCUGUACACAGACCUCUCUCCACAAAAACACGUUGUGAUGGUAACUAGAGUGAUGGACAACCCGGAGUCAGGUCAUCUCGGAGUUUAUUCAAAUUCUGGCCACUUCUUCAUUUCAAUAUUUGCUCUGUUUGCUGUACUGGCCUCCACUGCUGCACUUUUCAUAGUGUACAACAGCAUGCUGUCACUGACACGGACUGUACCUGCAGUCCUCACACCUUCUGCUAAUACAGACGAAGACAAACAACAUUUCUAUCUGUGGCUCACACCAUCAAUGCCAAAACCACAAGUCCUGCAGAGAAAACAGUGGCUCUGGAGUACUAAAUAA